Branchiostoma floridae (Florida lancelet) is the source of this 1246-nucleotide messenger RNA. RefSeq lists its product as uncharacterized. NCBI's taxonomy places the organism in Eukaryota, Metazoa, Chordata, Leptocardii, Amphioxiformes, Branchiostomatidae. The record is from RefSeq and is a predicted model, not a curated record. The coding region runs from base 4 to 969 and encodes 321 amino acids. The transcript has 8 exons.
UAUAUGCGCACUAGUUCCAACCGUGUUCAGCCAUCAGUCUGUUCUCGGUACAGUACUCGGAGAAGGUUGGCACCGAAGUCUCUGAAAGGGCGCGACAGCAAGAACAUUGGCAACACUAUGAAGACAACAGUAGUUUUGGCGCUCUUGAGUCUUGUAUCCGUGGAGGGAUGGCUUUUUAGCGAAGAUGCUGAGUGGAACGAUCUAAGAGUGACGUGGGGCUUGAACCAGCUGUUCAGCUCGACCGUGUUCGACUCCCUCCCCCGUACGGAGAGUGACGCCCUGGCGGAGGGGUGGGUCGACUUCAGCCGUGGUGCCAAGUGUGAUGACAGCUUCUACCGCGGGUCCCGUUACAUCAAGGACAACGACCCCGCGGUCAUGCUGCUGUUCGACAAGAACGGCUACGUCGCUGGUAUUCAGAUGGGGGCACUUAAAGCCGAACUACCUGCCGACCUACCGUCUGACGCCAUGAAGAACAUGUGGAACGACGACGGUGACAUGUACGUCAUUACGGCCUACUUUGUAAACCCAGCCACUGUCUGCACCGGCCGCUCGGAGGCGCUGUUUACUCUGGAGGGUACCGGCGAGGGUCUGUACAUCCAGAACGGCCCCAACCCGCAGUAUGACUACGAUCUCAUCCCUCGGGACGAGGCUGACAUAGGCACGACUCUGUGGACCCAGGGAGAAUGCUUCUACACCAUGGGCCAGCACUACUGGUACAACGUCACGGCGGACAUGUCCUGUGAAGACUUCUUCCCAGUCUUCCUGCUGUACAACUCCGGCAGGCUGAACGGAUUCGGCUGGAACAUCAAAGCCUACCUGGGCAGUCCCCGCUACGAACACCCGACAACCGACGUACUUGACAUGUUCUUCAAGGUUAUCCCGGAGUGUUUCUUUGCUGAAGCCGACCCCAGGGGAGCCACCACACAGCACAUCUACAUGGACAGUUCACCAAGCUUCAACUUCUGCUAGACAGCAUUGUCCCGGGGUACAUGUGACACCACAGCCUGACUGCAACCAACACACAUAGGACCCUGCUUACGGCUCCUAUCUGAAGAAGCACAUAGCUAGCUUAGACAUUCACAUUACGGAAAACCAUCAAUUCCUACAGCUAACUACAGUCUGGAUCCAUUUCACCCAUUUUCUUCUGUGGAACGUACAUGGCCAAGGACUCUGUGCCUUAUCAACACUAAUCUUUGAUGGUGUAGAAGCUAUUCAAGCAAUAAAUUAUUCACCAUCCACAAAAUGA